GCACCUGCCCCUGUUGGGGUGUGGGGGGUCCCCGCUGUGUCGGCGAGGGCUGGGAAGGGCAGAGCGUGUGUAUGGUCUGAGGGGGCAAAGUGAGUUUCUAAAGGAAAGGGAGCGAGGGAAGGGAACAGGCAGUUUCUAGGGGCCCCUAGUGGGGUGAGGGCGGCGUGGAAGAAGUGGAGAGUUCCUAGGGGCCCCUGGGAAGGCUAUAAAGUGGAAAUUGGGGGGGGGGGGUAUGUUUAUCAGGCAGGCAGCUUUGCAAGGUCCCCAGAAGUCUCCUUAAGGCAGGUGGGUGGCACAGGAUCGGAUAGGCCAGGGGAAGAGGAAAGGAGGCUGAAAGGGGCAAGGAGGGGCGCUGCCUCUUUUCGUCGCCUGUCUCCCGGGACUGCUGGGAGCUGCGAUGAAUGGUUUCAGCACGGAGGAAGACAGCCGGGAUGGGCCUCCUACUACCCCCUUUUACGGUCAGAGCUGCUGCCUCAUCGACGACGGGGACCGCUGUGUCCGCCCGGCUGGCAAUGCCUCCUUUAGCAAGAGGAUCCAAAAAAGUAUCUCUCAGAAAAAGCUGAAACUGGAUAUUGACAAAAGUGUAAGACACUUGUAUAUAUGUGACUUCCACAAGAACUUCAUUCAAAGUGUUCGAAACAAAAGGAAAAGAAAGACCAGUGAUGAUGGGGGAGACUCUCCUGAACAUGAAAUAGAUGUCCCAGAGGUUGAUUUGUUUCAACUUCAAGUAAACACACUGCGCCGGUAUAAAAGACAUUACAAGUUGCAAACCAGACCUGGCCUCAAUAAAGCUCAACUGGCCGAAACUGUCAGUCGCCACUUCAGGAACAUCCCAGUGAAUGAAAAGGAGACACUUGCUUACUUCAUCUACAUGGUAAAGAGUAACAAGAGCAGAUUGGAUCAGAAGUCAGAAAGUAGCAAACUAGAAUGAAGACUAGGCAGAUUUUGGACACAAGCAGUUGAAGAGGCAGGCACAUGUGCAAAGCCUCCUCUAGUAGCCCAGAUUGCAACAGUCGGCCCAACGCUAAAGCAAAUAAGAAAGCAAGGCUAAAAAGCCCUUUCCUAGGGUGAACAGCUACUGCAAAAAAGAGACUGGUUGAAAGCCACGCUUGAGGUUACUAGGAGCUGCCAGUGGCCUUUAGGUCUUGCAGUGAAGAACUCUAACCUAACUUGUGUCUCAAAGAAUACACAGUUCAUAGGCAACCAUUUAUCAGUGUUUAUUUCAGUUGAAAAUAGAUAUUCAAGAAACAUGGAUACAUAUCAAGAUAUUUUCAGGCAGACUCAUCCUAGGAUGUGUACAUUUAGUACAUAUUUUGCACUUAGCAUACGUAUGAAUAAGUAAAUGAAAAAAAUACUGAAAUAUUUCAGAUUGUUACCACUUUCCCUUUCAGUGAAAGAAUGAAUUAAAAUAGCCAUCAGAUCAGUGAAAUAAUCUUUCUAAUUGAAGGCUUAAAGAAAUAGUCUUUAAUUUUUUUCUGUGGCUUCCAAAUAAUUCAACUUUGCAGCCUGAUGACCAUAGCAAAAUGCCCCUCAGAGAGUAGCACCAAAUGCCUCACUUCUAGACCAAAAAUGUAAACCUUAUAAUGUUGUAGUGUCAGGGCUUAUUUUUUAAAGCAAAUGACUGAGAGUUUCAGCCGCCAACAUCAAAAUGACUCGACUUUAAAAUCUAGUGGCACAAGCUGUCUUUUCAGGAGCUGCUUUGGAGAUUAAAUCAAGGAAACAGGUUUUCCCAAAUGGGUUAAUUGGUGGGAAAUAUGAUUGUUAUACUUUAUACAAGAAAAUUAAUAUUUUCAGGGUUUAAAACUAUUUGUUGAGAUUAAGGAAUCUCACCAUCGGAUCUGACAAACUGAAUCCUGUUGUCUUUUAGAGACAUCUGUAUAUGCCUUAUUCUCAGCUAGACCAACAGAUGUUGAGCAAAUGUCUUGGUGGAUAGUAUGGGCCAUUUUCAUGGCUUACUGUGCUAGAAACUAAUCCUGUUAGCAAUAUCUAUAUUCAGGGAGAAGCCUGUGGUUCUUGAACAUCUUGUGUAGAAUCACCAAAAAUGCCACAAUGCAGUUGUUUCAUAUAAUGGCAGAUUAUGCUGCAUGCCAUUUAAGGAAACCUUUCAAUUCCUUGUGGUUUUAAUAAAACCUUCAUCAGCAUUUUUGAGCUUCAAAGGGUAUGAAUCCUUAAGCAAUCGCUAAAAUUAAUAGAAUAUGUGGGAACAGAGUCACAUUGACAUGUUCAUUCAUACAAACUGGUGGGUUGUGUUUUAUCUUGAUUAUAGUCAAAUACAAGUUUUAUCUAGGUUUUAAGCUGUUCAGCAAUGAACUUUGGCCUGGGAGUAACUGUUUUCAUACUUAAGAUUUAGUAGUGGAAACAUAUCAGACCACAACUGUACUGAAUGGAACUUCAAACCAAAAUAUCGGUUUGAAACUUUCAGACCCAUUUAAGGAUUCACUUAAAACUAGAAGGGCCAUUUUUUUGUUUUUGUUUUUUUGUUUUAGAGGGCUUUGCAUCAGAGCCGAAGACCUUAAUGUGGCACAUCUUCUAUAAUGAGGUUAACUUAAUCAAAGAUGGUGGUCCUCAGUGCAUUAGCUGUUGUACUAGUAGUUAUAGCACAAUAAUUUUUGUUCAUGCCUUGAAUUGAAUGAAGGAAAGAGCAAAGGGAAGGGUAAUGUGCAAUGACAAUUGUAAUUCUGGUAUUACACUUUUAUGAAUAUGUGGUACUGUUCAUAAAGCAGUCAGACCCUUUUGAGAGGGUGUCUUGCCCUGUUGGUUCAGUUUCCUAUAUUAAAUGCAAGUAAUGUCAUAAAUUAUUAUUCGGAAGGGACCAUCUUGAUGUCCUCACAUAUUUGAGUCUUGGAUUCACAAGUCUAAAUCAAACAUUGGUUUCUGCCACCUGAAAGAUUUGUCAGUAAAAAACUUUUAUGUAGGCCAGCAAAGCAUUUUUAAGCCAAAGUAGCCCAUGGCAAGAGUAUUUUUCUGACUUUGAAAGCAGAAUAAAAAGAGCCAUGAGCAAGAUAUAUCAGAAAUGCAGCUGUUGGUGACUUGCCUGAGAGAGCUCUAUUAAACAGUAUUCUAAAUUUUAUAUAAUAAGUAGAUUAGCCAAAUGCAAAUAUGUGGGGGAUGGGAGGAGGGAAUUGGGAACCUUGCACUUUACCUUGUGUUUAUAAAUCCUAAUGUAAAUAAGAUGGAGAUGUGGCUGGAAGAUAACAUCUUGAUAAAGGUGUCACUUCACCCUGUGCAUUGAGAUGAGGGACUGCAGAAUCAUUUGAAAACAAGCAUUUCACUGCCCUCAAAACUGAUUAAACGGUCGUACUAUGAUGAAGCAGAAUAUAAUUUGUCCCUCAGUUGUGGUAUUCCACCUGCUCUGUUGUGAUUCUACAUGUGUUGGGCUUUUAUUCUUUAAAGGUGAUAAUUAAUGGUGCAGGGUAAUUUUUGCUCUUCUGUAGAAUUUAUUCUCAUCAGUUCCUUAAUUAGAUGUUAAAUUUCUGCUGUUUUUGGAGGGGAAGGGGCUUAUGCCUUAAACUCAGAUUUUUAAUGAAAUAAGAUUUAUGAGAUGUUUAGCAAUAGUGUUUUUUUCUGCAGUUAAUUUUUUACAUCUUUCAAGCAUAGGCUUAUGAAGUUUGCCUUUUAUUGCAUUGCCUUUGUUCUCCUUUGUUGUCCUCCUGCACAGUAGACAAAUACGAACACAUAGUGACUAAUGUGUUUUUACACCCCUUUGACUUGUAACAAACUUACUGGAAGAAAACAGCUGCCUUUCCAUUCAUUCGUUGUGGUGGGUCUUCAUGUCUUGUACUGAUCUUUAUGCCAAAUGUUUUGGGUAAAUUUGUAUUUUUAAUUGUGAAAUAUAACUGUGUACCCUUAAAGCAAUCUAGUAACUUAUAGUGGAACUGUAGAAUUCUUUUCUCGGAGAUGUAUAGUGCAUCCUUCCACUGUGUAUAUGACUUAAAACUAUGUACUGUUGGACAAAGAUAUAAAUGCCUGAGAUUCAUUUCUAAUAAAUGAUCAGUUGAGCAACCAAA
Elgaria multicarinata webbii is the source of this 4007-nucleotide messenger RNA. RefSeq names its product SAP30 like (gene SAP30L). The coding region runs from base 398 to 931 and encodes 177 amino acids. The transcript is spliced from 5 exons. Gene Ontology annotation, biological process: regulation of DNA-templated transcription. The record is from RefSeq and is a predicted model, not a curated record. Gene Ontology annotation, molecular function: protein binding; transcription coregulator activity. NCBI's taxonomy places the organism in Eukaryota, Metazoa, Chordata, Lepidosauria, Squamata, Anguidae. Gene Ontology annotation, cellular component: histone deacetylase complex.